CCUCUUCCUCUUCAUCGCCUUGGCUCUCGCGUUCUCGGCCGUCCCGAUCCUCUCCGUGCUCCUGAUGCCCAUGGACGCAUUUUGGAUCCAGUUUCUCGCCACCUUCGUGCUCCUCCACCAAUCCGGGAUCUCCAGCGACCCCGUGAAGGUGAUCAGGGCCGUGGGUGAAUCCGUGACCUUCCACAGCCCCGGCACGGACGGGGAGUCAGCGCUGUGGAAAUUCGGGAACAAAUCCAUCGUGGCCGUGGACUUCGGGGACCCUCCUCAGACCAUUUUUUUGGGAGAAAAAUUCAAAUCCCGCUUCGGCGUCUCCGAGAGGGGCCGGGCGCUCAGGAUCUCCCGGCUGAGGGCGGAGGACGCCGGGAUCUACUCCGUGGAUAUCGAGGGGAAGGAAAGAUCCGCCUUCGCCCUCCAGGUGUUCAGGGAGCUGGUGGAGCCCACGGUGACCUGCGAGGCUCAGAACUGCUCGGGCCAGAGCUGCGACUUCUCCCUGCGCUGCUCCGCGCCCGGCGGCGGCUUCGGGGACGUCUCCUACAGCUGGGAAUGGGGGGAUCGGCGCUGGGAUCAGGGAUCCCUGGUGCUGCUGGUGAAUAAAUCAUCCUGGGACGAGCCGGAGCUGCUCACCUGCACGGCACGGAACGCCGUCAGCAGCCGGAACGUCACCGUCAGCACCCCCGGAGUGCUCUGCACCGGCGCCCUGAGGGGCAGCGGGGCCAGGAUCGGGAUCGGAGCCGGGAUCGGAGUCGCGCUGCUCCUCUUGGUUUUCCUCGUGUUCCUCUGGAGAUCCAAAGGCUGGAGGAAAUUCCACCUCUCCAAAUCCGAUCCUACGGACACAGCCGAGUACACGACGGUGUACGCCGAGGUGGGACCUGCCCAGCAGCGCAUCCCGAAUGGAAUUAAAGCCAAACCAGGGGACGGGGAACCUUCCAGAAGCGUUUAUGCCCUGGCCAAGCGUCCGGAGCAGGCAGGUGAGGGGACAGUGGAAAAUGUCAUCGUGACCGGGCUGGAGCUGGUCUAGAGGGACCUGGAGAUGGUUUAAAGGACCUGGAGAUGGUUUAAAGGACCUGGAGAUGGUUUAAAGGAACCUGGGACUGAU
Molecule: messenger RNA, 1096 nt
Organism: Poecile atricapillus (Black-capped chickadee)
Lineage: Eukaryota; Metazoa; Chordata; Aves; Passeriformes; Paridae
Gene: SLAMF7
Product: SLAM family member 7
Exons: 8
Coding region: 65-1018 (317 amino acids)
Biological process (GO): T cell activation
Cellular component (GO): external side of plasma membrane
Source: RefSeq, a predicted model, not a curated record